Messenger RNA from Rhincodon typus (whale shark), 4334 nucleotides. RefSeq names its product aryl hydrocarbon receptor 2 (gene ahr2). The transcript has 11 exons. The record is from RefSeq and is a predicted model, not a curated record. NCBI's taxonomy places the organism in Eukaryota, Metazoa, Chordata, Chondrichthyes, Orectolobiformes, Rhincodontidae. Bases 346 to 3270 code for a protein of 974 amino acids. Gene Ontology annotation, cellular component: nucleus; aryl hydrocarbon receptor complex. Gene Ontology annotation, biological process: regulation of transcription by RNA polymerase II. Gene Ontology annotation, molecular function: protein dimerization activity; nuclear receptor activity; transcription cis-regulatory region binding.
GCAGUGAGACAGAGACAGAGGAAAGGAAGGAGAAUCUGGCUAACUCUGGAAGCAAGAGUCGUGGGGGAUAUUCGCUGCCGUUGUUUUACUGGAGUUAUCAGUUUUACAGAGAGAGAGAGGGGAAGGAGCAACUCCCGGGAGCUGGGAUCUCGCCAUUACUGACAGCGCACGGGAUUUCUUCAGGACUGUGACCCAGUGGAUCGGGUGAUCUUGCUGAGCGGAGUGUUGGGGUGGGAAGUGGAGAGAGAGAGAGAGAGUCUGCAGCCAGGGCUGCGGGAGGGUGCCGGAGCCCCACCGAGAGCUGGAUCUCCUUCUCACCUUGUGGAUUGUACACUUUCCGACAAAAUGCUGAGCGCUGGUGGCAUCUACGCCGUGAAAAAGAGGAAGAAACCCGUGCAAAAAAGCCCCAAACCACCACCUGCCGAUGGCGUCAAAUCUAAUCCGUCCAAAAGGCACCGGGAUCGGUUGAACUGUGAACUGGACAAGCUGACCAGCCUGCUACCCUUCAGUGAGGAUGUUCGUGCUCGCCUGGACAAACUCUCCGUGCUCCGCCUGAGUGUCGGCUACCUGAAAGCAAAGAGCUUCUUCAACGCCAGCAUGAAGAGGAGCAAGGCCAGCUGGUUGAUGGAUAAGCCAGCACAUUUCCAAGGAAAUGGACCGCAAAAUGGUCAGCCGAUCAUCUCCGAGGGAGAUCUAUUGCUCGAGGCUCUGAAUGGAUUUAUUCUGGUCAUCACUGCUGAAGGCUAUGUCUUCUACGCGUCUCCCACCAUCCAGGACUAUCUUGGCUUUCACCAGUCGGAUGUGGUACACCAAAGUGUCUUUGAGUUGAUCCACACAGACGACCGGGCAAUGUUCCGUCAGCAACUACACUGGGCUCUGAAUCCACCUGCCUGUCAGGAAUCUGACCUUCGAGCAGAUGGUGUUGCUGAGAACGGUGGCCUUUGCUCCAGGGUCAUGACCUUUGAUUUGGCGCCUGAGAAUUCCUCUUUCAUGGAGAGGAACUUUAUCUGUCGGUUCCGUUGCCUGUUGGACAACUCCUCUGGCUUUCUGACGCUGAACUUUCAGGGGCGUUUGAAGUUCCUACAUGGACAAAAUAAGAAAGCGGAGGACGGUACUCCCAUCCCCUCUCAGCUGGCUCUGUUUGCCAUGGCAACCCCUCUCCAGCCCCCGUCCAUCCUGGAGGUGCGGGCCAAGACGCUCAUAUUCCAGACUAAACACAGGUUGGACUUCACGCCAAUGGCAUGCGACACAAAGGGCAAGUUUGUGUUGGGUUACACGGAGACUGAGCUGUGCAUGCGAGGCACAGGUUACCAGUUCAUCCAUGCUGCCGAUAUGAUGUACUGUGCGGAUAAUCAUCUGAGAAUGAUUAAAACUGGAGAGAGUGGAAUGACAGUGUUCAGAUUGCUGACCAAACAGAACAGUUGGGUUUGGGUCCAGGCCAGUGCCCGGCUGGUCUAUAAAGGUGGAAAGCCUGACUCCAUCAUUUGCAAACAGAGGCCCUUAACGAAUGAAGAAGGUGAGGAACAUCUCCGGAAAAGGUCCAUGGAGAUAUCAUUCAACUUUGCUACAGGAGAGGCAGUUCUGUACAAUAACAAUCCGUUGUUUUUGGAGCAUCUUGGUUCAUUUGAAGUUAAAGGAAAAGGUGCGAAGGUCAAGAAGAGUUCUGUAGGAGCAAACGGAACUGACCCAAUAAACGGAAUCAACCCCAGUUCACUUCUGGGUGCCAGGAUGAUUCAGGAUCCGUCUGCUUAUACCUCGUUUAAUGAAGUAGAGUUUAACCUUGACGAUAUCUUUGCAAAUGACUUUUCUGUUUUAAAUGUGCCAGGGGAUUUCUGGCAGCAAAACAAUAAUGGCAAAAACUCGACCAAACAGGAGGAGAUGGACCUUGACCAGGAUGACCCGCUCUCAACCAUCAUGGAUAUUCUCUCACAAAAGACUGUGGAUGAAAAUGACCUCUGUGACACUCUGGAAAACCUGGAUGUGGAGAACACAGAGUUGGAGCAGUGGGAGGAGACCUUAAUGAAAAUGGACAAUACGUCGAUCCCAGAAGAUUUCAGUGAUAUCCUCACCACAGAUUUUAUAUUGUCGUGUGUUGAGAACAUGCUGACAAAAAACAACCCGAAAGGUAACAAGGUCCCACAGGAGACCUUAGACACCACAGUAGGAAGCUUAAUGGGGCCGAGUCAACAAAACCCAUUUGGACCCGUACCACAAAAGCCACUUGGUUUUGACAGCCAGAACCCAGCAAUGCCUGGCUUUCAAAAUGUAACAGCGGCAGCUCACCAGUCCGCUGGACCCCAAACCCCAUCUCUGCUUGGUCCCCAGAACCCAAUCAUUUCUGGGCCACAGAACAUGAUGCCAUUUGGACUCCAGAGCGCACACCUGCCUGGAGCGCAGAACGAAAUGCAUGCUGGAAUUCCCGACCCGAUGGAAUCGUCCUUGCAGAAUCCCCUCCCAAUGAGCUUGUGUCAUCCUCCUAACCAGCGGAGUCUCGUUUUGUGCAGCCCUCCAAAUCAGUGCAGAACUACCCUGGCAAAGAUGAGCUGUGCAGAGCAGGCCAAUGUGCAGCAUGCGAACAUGGGGAAGAUGUCACCACAAGGGAACUUGCAGCAGAGCAUGCUACAAAAACCCCAGUACUCCGGAUUAAAUGGCCAGCUGAAAGUGCAGCCUUUAAAUGCUCCACAGCAGCAGCAGCCAUUAAUGCAGUGGCAGGCGCAAAUGCAGAAUGGACAGCAAGAUCCCAUGCAGUCAUACCGAGUGCAAGAUUGCUUCCACCAUCAAAUACCGCAGCCAUUUUGUGGAUUGACACAGACCUCACCAGAAAGGGUCUCUGCAGCUUGUUAUCUGGACCAAAACAGCAGCGAACAGCUUCCAUACAGCUGCGGUGUAGCAGACAAGCAAAGGACCACAGUAAAUCAGUUUCCGAUGGGGCUGCCUCCCAGCAUCAACAGCAGCUGUAUGUUUGCAUCCUGUGAAUAUGAAGGCCGUGCUCCUCUUGCGAGAGCUGAGCUGCUGUUUCCAGAUAGCAGUUCCCUCGCUCCUCUGCCUCCCUACAGUAAAAUGGAAGCAGCUCUGAGUCACAGCCCCUUACAGGCUACCUGUUACUACGAGAAGGACUCUCUUCAUUCUGUUAUAGGCUCCUCAGCUGUCCCCAGUGGAGAACUGAACAUUUACCAGUCGUCAUGUCAAUUCGAGCCAACUUUCUCAGCGUUACCGCUCGCUGAGAAUUCUGUCUGUCAAAUUUCGACGGGUCAGGCACCUUGGAAUUGAAGCAAUUAAUUUAAGGGAGAAGCUUUGGAAUUGAGGAAGUGGAACACCGAGCAUGUCUCCUUUGUUUGCCGAGAGCAUUGGGCUAGCAACUUCUUGUGAAUUAUUUGAAUCAAAGAAGGCUGAUCCCAGUGGUGCACAAUCCUUUGACAGUGUUUGGUGUAAAGUGCUGAAGUCCUGAGACAGACAAGUGUAUGCCUAACGCGCAUUGUAAACCAGUGCUUUCAUAUCUCGAGUACCAUCACAUCGCCACCUCCUGCAGAUCUUUGGUGAUCGAUUUUUCUAUUGCUGUGUACAAAAUAUUAACUUCUUUAUAUUUUUGUAUAAAAAUGUAGUGUGCUUUUUAUUGCGUUGAUAUUGCUGGUAUAAUCGAGCCAAUUUCUCUUUGAGGAGAUCAGAGUUUGAAAGCACACUCCGCACCGUAGUUCCUGCUCUGUGCGUUUGUGAGCCUUAUAAUGAAGGAAGAUAUUUCCCAAGAGCGGCCUUCUACUGAGGAUUUUAUUUUUAACCGAUUGCAAAGUAUUCAUUGAAAAAAAAGAGGCAUUCACCACAGAGCAUGAGCACCCAGAGACCAAGGUGCUGGUGCCAGGUAGAAUUAAACCUACAAUGUGUUUUCAAAGCAACAGGAGUGGUGCAUUGGACAGGUGACUCACUUGGUGUUAUGCUCUGAAACUUCUGAAGUUGGGACAUGUUUUCCUUUUAAAAGAUUUUUAAAAAAAACAUUUCAACUUUUUAAGCUAUUUACGUAUUAAAUAAAUACAUUUUAAAAAAGAGGUAUGUGUAUAACACAGUAUAUGAAAAAUGUGUGUUUUGAUAUUAAAAUGUCACAAUGCAGAACCUAUUUGUUAUUCUGACCAGCUGCACCACUCUCAUACCUUUUGCAGCUCUUCUGUAUAAUGUACUUUAACCACUUGAUAUAUUGCUGCCUUUCAUUUAUAUGUAAUGUAGUUUUAUAAAUGUCUAAACACAUUUGGUUGUUGAAAAAAUUGUAUCUUUUUGCUUCAAAUUACAAAUACAUCUGUGACCCUUCCUCCCCCCCCAUUAUUAAAGCCUUUUCUCUUUUUAAA